AUGUCAUCUCCUUUGCGUCUUGGAUCCAAGGCCCCUAACUUCCAGGCCGACACCUCGAACGGCCCCAUCGACUUUUACGAGUUCCUUGGCGACUCGUGGGGUGUUUUGUUUUCGCACCCUGACGACUUCACUCCCGUGUGCACCACUGAGCUCGGUGCGUUUGCCAAACUCGAGCCCGAGUUCGCUAAGCGCAACGUCAAGUUGAUUGGUUUGUCUGCCAAUGGCACCGAGUCCCACAAGGCGUGGAUCCAGGACAUUGACGAGGUCACCGGAUCCAAGCUGUCGUUCCCUAUCAUUGCCGACCCUGAGCGUAAGGUCGCUGCUGCGUACGACAUGAUCGACCACCAGGACGCCAGCAACGUCGACGACAAGGGUGUUGCAUUCACCAUCCGCUCUGUGUUUAUUAUUGACCCCAAGAAGAACGUCCGCCUGAUCCUGGCCUACCCUGCCUCCACCGGCCGCAACACAGCCGAGGUCUUGCGCGUCAUCGACUCGCUGCAGACCGGCGACAAGCACCGCGUCACCACUCCGAUCAACUGGACUCCUGGCGACGACGUCAUUGUGCACCCCUCCGUCACCAACGACGAGGCAAAGACUCUGUUCCCCAAGUUCCGUACCAUCAAGCCCUAUUUGCGUCUCACGCCCCUGGAUGCCGACAAAAAAUUCUCGGCAAGGCUCUAG
Messenger RNA from Wickerhamiella sorbophila, 681 nucleotides. Its product is annotated as Mitochondrial peroxiredoxin PRX1. The record is from RefSeq and is a predicted model, not a curated record. NCBI's taxonomy places the organism in Eukaryota, Fungi, Ascomycota, Dipodascomycetes, Dipodascales, Trichomonascaceae. The transcript has 2 exons. Gene Ontology annotation, cellular component: mitochondrion; cytosol. Gene Ontology annotation, biological process: cell redox homeostasis; cellular response to oxidative stress; cellular oxidant detoxification. The coding region runs from base 1 to 681 and encodes 226 amino acids. Gene Ontology annotation, molecular function: peroxiredoxin activity.